AUGCCUACCCCUCCCUCGAACGAAGCCGACCAGAACAAGUACUUUCAUGAACCCGGGGGCCAUGAACCAGGCGAAGACGACCGCCUUGGGCAUUACGACACUCGCUAUUUUCAUGGCUUGGUCUCUCUGGACGAGCGAACGGAAACCCUCACGCAUAUGGUCAGAGCAUACCUCACAACUUUUCGGAAGCUAGGCCUGGAGACCUGGAUCGCACAUGGCACACUGUUAGGUUGGUGGUGGAAUGGAAAGAUUCUACCAUGGGAUUGGGACGUCGACACCCAAGUCUCUGGCGCAACCUUAAUGUACAUGGCGGAGAAUUGCAAUCGGACAACACAUGAUUACGUAUCGGAUGACAAGGAAUAUCGACGCACAUACCUUCUUGAUGUAAACCCAUGGUCGAAACAGCGCGAUCCUGGUGAUGGCGCAAACAUUAUCGAUGCAAGAUGGAUAGAUACCACAAAUGGGCUUUACAUCGAUAUAACGGGUCUGAGCGAGGUACAUCCAGAAGAGAAGCCCGGGAUCUGGAGCUGCAAGAACUUCCACGAUUAUCGUAUCCGAGAUCUGUAUCCGAUGAGAGAGAGCAUAUUUGAAGGAGUCAGGGCGCGAAUACCUUAUGCAUAUGAUCAGAUAUUGGUGCAAGAGUACGCGGCGCAAGCUUUGGUGAAUACGACCCAUGAGGGGUACGAUGUGGCCCACGGUUUCCAUGGGCUAAAUGCUGACACGGGUACAGACAUCGGUGGCAUGAAGACGUGA
Molecule: messenger RNA, 753 nt
Organism: Endocarpon pusillum Z07020
Lineage: Eukaryota; Fungi; Ascomycota; Eurotiomycetes; Verrucariales; Verrucariaceae
Exons: 2
Coding region: 1-753 (250 amino acids)
Source: RefSeq, a predicted model, not a curated record